Molecule: messenger RNA, 11206 nt
Organism: Haliotis rufescens (red abalone)
Lineage: Eukaryota; Metazoa; Mollusca; Gastropoda; Lepetellida; Haliotidae
Product: DNA polymerase theta-like
Exons: 27
Coding region: 524-9820 (3098 amino acids)
Biological process (GO): DNA-templated DNA replication; double-strand break repair via alternative nonhomologous end joining
Molecular function (GO): DNA-directed DNA polymerase activity; ATP binding; DNA binding
Source: RefSeq, a predicted model, not a curated record
AAGAGCGGAAAUUUCAAAAAUGAGUUCCUGCAAUAUUUGAUUUAAUACAAAUAGCAAGCUAUAUUGUACUGUGUUUCGGAUUGUAAUGAUGAAUUAAAACAUAGUGUAGACAUACGUGUCAGUGUCAAGUCACGCAACACAGACAUGCACUGUUAAAUGUUGAGAACAACUUGAAUUUUUUUGCAUACUGAAACAAAUAUUGAAUCAUUGAUCAUCGGUCUUGUGGAAACCAAGAAAGAUUGAAGACGGUUGACUACAUAUACAUAACAUACACUCACACUGGCCACCUUAUAACAGUUCAGUUACCCAUACUAUGACACGCUAUGGCAUGUCAAUACUUAAACAUCGUUAUGCCUCAUAUCUAAACCAUGAUACCGAUUAUCGAAAGAAUGCAGUAUACCGGACACCUUCCGCCAUUUUGAUCAAUGGUCAUUCAACAACUUACAUCUUCCUGUCAGCAAAUACUUGCUAUGGAACAUGUGGAAGGAGAUGACUUUGCAGGUCCAGAUGUUCUGACAUAAAAAUGAAAAAAUUAACAGAGUCAUGGCGCCAACAAAAACAAUUCACAGGAGUGCGCAAAGCCUCCGAUGCUUCAGCCAACUCCUCUGUCCUCUCCUAUUCUGGAAGGAAGAGACUUGGGAGGAUCCCAGUAAACCCAUCUGCAGGAGCCACUGCUACAAGGAAGGGCUCAGAAAAUGACAGCAAGAAAGCUACCAGAACUGAAACUGUUAGAGCUAGUGGAGCCAAAGAUGUUGACAUCAGCUCAUCUCUCAGCUCCUCAUUUGGCCUUGAACUUGACUCUGACUUCAUGUGCGCAGUUGACAAAAUGGAAGCAGAUUAUCAACUGGGAAGCAAAGGAGCCCCCAUCUGCAGUACGCCAGUGGCAAAGUUGACUGAUGAGAAAACAAGAACACCUGUUCAACAAAAGCAAGGUGUUUGUAAUGUAGCCAUUUUGAACUCUGUAACCCCACAGAAGCAUAAAAAGGCAGCUGUGUCUGUCAGUGAUUGUGAUAAAAAGAUGGAUGGUGAUGGCUUAAUUAAACCAGCUGGAAAUGAAAGUAAUUCAAAAUAUACAUCUUCGCGCUAUCAUCAUAAUUGUGGGUCAGGUCAUGCACGUUCCAACGAGUCUCACACACCUACUAAAAUAAUGACAGGGAAAAGAACCAGGGCUACAAAGACUUCUUCAAAAUUACAAACCGCAAAAGCUAAACUCUCUCAGCGAAGUCAAGAUUCAGUCCACAUCCAGACCCCGACACAAAGUCCAGCAGACAAGAAACACUGUAGUGGGUUGGAAAAAGGAAAAACUACGAUGAAAAAGGAAAAACCCAUUCAGGCACUGUUUGCAACAAUAAACUCAUAUCAGACACCACCCACAACAACUCUGGCUACAGUAGCUCUGUGCCCUGACUCCUCCAGCCCCACCCCCCAGGAUUCACAGAGGCAGGGUAGGAGGAAGGGAGACAACCAUGGAAAGGAAGAGAUAGACAAGAUUGCUGGGGAAAUGGUGAGGGCUAAAAAGGGCGAAAAGGUCGACAUCGGAAAUAAAAACAAGUCCUUAAACAUUCAAACUUCUGCCCCCCUGACUGAAGUUGGGAAUAAAGCAAGUGUAGGAUCAGGUUUGCGUGAUAUCCAGAAUGUAGAAAAGUUAAAAUUUGAUAAUCAAUCUCAGCCGACCAAGUCUGUAAUCUCAGACAUUUGUGGCAGCAGUGGUGGAAACUGCAAGGAGAAUGUCAGGAACAAACACCCGUCUUCAACCAAAAGUUUAAUUACCAAACAGUCAGGACCUAUAGACAAGCAUCAGGAAGGUAAUACAGUGACUUGUUCUAGAAGGGAUAAGGUAAUGUCCCCAACUGGUAGUGAUAGUACAGAAACAAGCGGAAAAACGGAUGUGUGCUCAAAUUCAACGGAUGCAGCAUGUUCAGACAAAGGAGGUGUGGACCCCAACCAGCUGCUGCUGUCCGCGUGGGGGCUACCGGACGCCGUGCUGAGACAGUAUCACCGUGUGGGGGUCAGGCAGAUGUUUGAGUGGCAGGCUCAGUGUCUCUGUACUGGACACGUUCUCAAUGGAGGUAACUUGGUGUACUCAGCCCCAACCAGCGCGGGGAAGACGUUGGUGGCAGAGCUGCUGAUACUGAAGCGAGUGCUGGAGACCAAGAGGAAGGCUCUCUUCAUCCUGCCCUUCGUGUCUGUCACCAGGGAGAAGAUGUUCUCACUGCAGCAGCUGUACCAGGAUGCAGGGGUGAGAGUGAGUGGGUUCAUGGGCAGCUACUCUCCCCCUGGGGGGUUCAGCAGCGUCGACGUGGCUGUGUGCACCAUUGAGAAGGGCAACAGCCUCAUCAACAGACUCCUGGAAGAUAACAAGCUACACAAGCUUGGUAUCAUCGUGGUGGACGAGCUGCACAUGGUGGGCGACUCUCACCGCGGCUACCUGCUGGAACUGCUGCUCACCAAGAUCUGCUACGUGGCUAACAGAGUUAACACCGACCCAAGCACCGAGUCUACUGUGACCGAGGACCACGUGCAGAUUGUUGGGAUGAGUGCCACGUUGCCUAACCUUGACCUCCUGGCCCGCUGGCUGAAGGCCGACCUGUACAAGACCGACUACAGACCAGUGCCCCUCACUGAGAGUGUCAAGCUAGGGACCUCAGUGUUUGACUCCCAGAUGAGGAAGCUGAGGGACCUCGACCCUAAUCACACCUUCCCCGGCGACAGCGACCACAUCCUCCCACUGUGUCUGGAGACCAUCCUGGCCGGCCACUCCGUCCUCAUCUUCUGCCCCACUAAGAACUGGUGUGAGAAGCUGUCGGAGACCAUAGCCAGGGAGUUCUAUAAUCUCAGGAAGGCAGCCAAGCCUGCAGCAGGAGACUCAGAUAAAGGGUUUGUGAGGGCGUCAGCCCUGCUUCGCCUCCCCCUUGACCAGACAGCUCUGAGGGAUGUGAUGCUGCAGCUACAGAGGAGCCCCGUGGGACUGGACUCAGUGCUGGGGAGGACUGUGCCCCUUGGGGUCGCAUACCAUCAUGCAGGUCUGACGUUUGAUGAGCGUGACAUCAUAGAGGGAGCAUUCCGUCAGUGUUCUGUGAAGGUUCUGGUGGCAACUUCCACAUUAUCCUCGGGUGUCAACCUGCCAGCCAGGCGUGUGAUCAUCCGUUCCGUCAUGUUCCAUGGGAAAGUAAUAGACACCCUGACAUACAAGCAGAUGGUGGGCCGAGCAGGCAGGAAGGGUGUGGACACAGAGGGUGAGAGUGUGCUGGUGUGUAAGCCGAGUGAGAAGAGUCGUGCCAUGGAGCUGAUGAAGUCGGAGCUGCCACCGGUCAAGAGCUGCCUCAUCCGGGAGGGGAGGGAGGAGCUCAGCUCCAGCAUGAAGAGAGCCAUACUGGAGAUCGUGGUUAGCGGUGUUGCAACGUCUCCGCGGGAUGUUGCUGCCUACGCGUCAUGUACGAUGUUAGCAGCCACUUGCGAGGAGCAGGACAACAACCAGCUGAUUGACACCUGCAUCGGCUUCCUCAGAGAGAACGAGUUUGUCACACUGAAAACGUCUAAAAACAAUGAUGGCAGCACCAGUGAGAGAUUCUACCCCACCCAACUGGGCUCAGCGGUGCUUGCCUCGUCUCUAUCCCCGGACGAGGGACUGGCCGUGUUCGCGGAGCUGCAGAGAGCCAGACGCUGCUUCGUCCUUGAGGAUGAGCUGCAUGUCAUAUAUCUGGUGACCCCCAUCUACUCCGGGGAGGUGUCGGCCAACAUUGACUGGUACCAGUUCUACUGCAGCUGGGAGAAGAUGCACCCCAGCCGGCGCCGUGUGGCCGAACUUGUCGGCGUGGAGGAGGGCUUCAUCGUCAAGGCAGUCCGAGGACGCAUCCUCACCAAGACUGCUGCUCAGGCUCGGUCCGUUGCCAUUCAUCGAAGGUUCUACACUAGUCUAGUUCUCCUGGAUCUCGUACAGGAAGUACCCCUGAAUGAGGUCGCCAGGAAGUACAACGUCAACAAAGGUCAACUACAGUCUCUGCAACAGUCCUCAGCGACUUUCGCAGGUAUGGUGACUGUGUUCUGUGGCCGUCUUGGAUGGUACAACCUGGAGCUGAUCCUGUCGCAGUUCCAGAACAGACUGACGUUCGGCAUCCAGCGCGAGCUCUGUGACCUGGUCCGCAUUUCCCUCCUCAAUGGCCAACGUGCCCGCCAACUGUACAACGGUGGUUACCAGACAGUUGCCUCCCUUGCGAACACCAACCCACAGGAUGUGGAGAAUCUGCUUAAAACAUCCUCACCAUUUCAAAGUUCCAAGAGACAAGACAAUGAAAGUGAGUGGGAGAUGGAACAAAGAAAGAAGGCUCGCAGUAUAUGGCUCAGUGGCAAGAAAGGGGUAACAGAGGCUGAGGCAGCGGUCGCCAUCAUAGACGAGGCCAAGAGCAUCAUCCAGGCGGAGCUGGGAGGUCUCGGCAUCCAGUGGAAACAACGUCCUGCAGCUGAAGCUGAGGCAGAUGAAACAUCCGACGCCAGUGUGAGAGAGGAGCAGGAUGGGAACGCUGACGUCAAGGUGUGUGUCACCAGGCCAGGAUCUCGCAAUGAGAGCAGUGUUGAUGGCUCGUCUGUGAAUCAGGGAUUAAAGACACCAUUAAACCAGAGCAGACGGCAUGGUUCAGGGUCAGGUCGUAGACUAAGUUCAAGGUCAGGAGGCAGGCUAAGCUCAGGGUCCCGAAACAGGGUAAAGAGAAGGACAGGGUCUUCUUUGAUGUCUCCUGCUAGGAACAACUCACCCAGGUCUGGAGGCAUCUCAAGUGAUCGCAUUUCUCCCGAGGCAGGUAGGGGCAGAGGUACUACGGUACAGACAGAGAAGAUCCAUGUUGGUAUGAUUGUUAGUCCUCCACCAGCACUGAGGACAUCUUUCAGUAAGUUGUCAUCUGCAAGCCCUCUCAGUGCUCCUCAAAGCAGGGCUGACACCAAGUCUGGUGGAGCGAGCAGUUCCAGUGUUGUUAUGACCAGUGUUGUUAUGACCAGUGAUGAGUCCCUCAAGGGGGUGACAAGGAGGAUGUCUGGGGAUAAUGAGGAGAAAAUGUGUGUCACUGUAAACGUUGAUGCUAAGGAUGAACUUUCAAAUAAAACACAGGACAUUUUACCACCUAGCAAAAUGCAACAAAGCACUAACCCUGAGUACCAAAACUGUCAAAAGCCACAGAAAGGUAACAUUCGUCUUUCUAACGAAAAACAAUCAUUAGAUUCUUCUGAUUCAAAAUCAAGUUCCCACGAACAACCUGUUGCAGUCUUUCUUGAGGCGAUCGAUAGGUCUCCAAAUAUGAUUCUUUUAGAACCAGUUGUGACAGUAGAGAAAAGACCAAGUGUAAAUGAGGACCACUUAACCGAAGAUUUGUUCACAGAAUCAUUCACCUCUCAGAUGGUUCUGGAUGUCAAAAACUCUCCGAAUCUGCCACAACAAUCUCCCGUCACAAGUCCAGAGAACAGUGGUAAGCAUGCAAACUCUCCGUCUAGUCAUGUAAACUCAGAGAUUGAGUGUGUUGGGGAAGAUUUCACAGAUAGCUUCAUCCUUGACACCCAGACAGCUAGAGCUGUAUCAGGGAAAGCAAACAUCACUCAUGGCACACCAAGUCAUGGAUGCAUGCCUCAUGGACAAAGUUGUGUAGGAUCUGUGAGAGAACGAACAAAAUCUAGCAACGAAACUAGAGCUCUGGCAACGGAGACAAGCCCUUCAUUGUACACUGAAGAGGGGGGUCAGGAUUUCAGCGGUUCGGAUACAUUGAUAUUGCAGUUGGAAAGCUGCCCACCAACCCAUACGUCAUCUUCUGAAUCUCAUGACAAAGGGAAUGGUGGCUCUGUCCAUGGACAGGGUGAAGGGUUGGUGGAGAAAGGGGUUCCCUCCUGUAAUGUGAUCGGUGCUCAACAAGCAGCGGAGACAAGUCCUGUGAUGUAUAGUGAGGAAGGAGAUAAGGACUUUAGUGGUUCUGAUGCUUUGAUUCUGGAACUUGAGAGCUGCCCACCUACCCAGAGUCUUAAACCAUCUUCAGAGACUCGUGACAAUGGGAAAAGAGUUUCUGGUGGGCCAACAUCACCACUGUGUGACAUGGAUGAAUCUGCUGGUCUGAUCCCGGCCAGCAACUAUGAGAGGAUAGCCUAUCAGGAAGAUGCGUUUAUGGACUCCACAAUGUUUGAUUGUGAUGAGACAUCUUACACUGAACUGAAGAUUCCAGACAAGCUGCCACAGGACAGCACAGUCACCAAGGACAUUGUUAAGGGCUACCAGUGUGAUCAGAAUCUUGUAAAGCAGCAUGAUGAGAUUUCAGAAGACAGAACGGAACGUCCUAGAGGAUCUUGUGAUAAUGUUGAACAGGUUGAUCUGAACACUGAGGAGAGACCAGAGGGACUUCCUAUAGGAACUGGACCAGGAUGUCAUGGAGGUCAUUGUGAUGCUGAAAAGGUGCUAAAGAUUGGUCUGAACACGAGGAAGAGGCCGGAGGGACCUCCUACAGGAGGUGAACCAGGACAACCUGGAGGUCCUUACAAGACUAAACAGAUUUGUUUGAACACUAAGGAGAGGUCAGAGGAACCUCCUUCAGAACGUCCCAGCCCUGUGUCCUCUGACUAUGAUGAGCAGCUGCUGCAGGGGGACCUGGCUGCUGCCCUCAACAUGACAGACUCCUUUUCUUGCUCUCUCCCCAACAGUGGAAAAGAUGCUGGGAAGAGUCACAGCAAAACUGUGAAAACUCCUGUUGUCCAAAACAUUGUCAGACAGGUCAUGAUUGAGGCACACCACAUCAGUACUAGUCAGUCUCGUGAGUUGUCCAAGAAAAGUAAUUGUGAUAAAGAAGGUAUUAUGGUUCAAUCAAAGCAAGCUGUGAAAAAGAAUAAUAGAAAGUCACUGGCAGGGUCACCAUUAAUGGAAUUUGAUGAUCCAGAUAACAUUUUCGGACAUUCUUUGACCUAUUCCAUGGUUGAAAAGCUUGUUGAUGACAACGAUGCUCAAUUGAAUAAUAUGGACUCGAACUGUGAUAACAAAACAACUGCUGAAUCAGAUUGUAAACCCAGAGGUGAUUCAUUGCCCAAGAAGAAAAGGAAGAGUGUAGAGGCACAGGCUUCUACACCAAAUAUCUGUCGGAAGCAGAAGAAAGAUGAAUCGACACCUCGACUGGGUACCUCUCACAAUGACAGCAAUGGCAGUGACUGCCUUCCACCAACACCCCCUGAGGGGAACAAGGUGAUCAUGUCACCAUGUCUGAGGGCGACACCAGCGCGGAGCUGCAGGAAGGCACCCCUCAGUGCCUCCGUCCUCAAGACACAGGCUGGUAAAUCUGCAACUCCAAAGAACAAGCCUUCAGGUCCAGUGAGGAAUAUUUUAACGGGGGAUAAUAAUUCUGGAAUGAAAGACAUGUCGGGAGGAUGUGAUAGAGAUGCUAGGGCAACUCAUGACAGAAAGAUGAAGGGGUCUGGAGUAAUGGGUGCUUCUUCAUCAAAUAAUUCUGAAGGAGAUGAUGUGACAUCAAAUCUUCGACCUUCAGAUUCCAGUGGGGUAGGAGACUCAGAUAGUCUGCUUACACAGGAGUCCUUUACUAUCAUUGAUGUGUGUGCAGAUCGGAGACUGUUUGAGAGUUUCGUCACAGAAUGGCGGGGCAAGGGAGAAUACUCUCUGUGUGUUGCAUGUGAGAAGAAGCCAUCUUGUCAACCUCAGGCUGGUGUCGGCAUUGGAGGAAACUUCAUCAAGAACAGCAGGAAGUCUGUUGUCUCCCUUGUUCCCGGUGUUGAGGUGGACGGUGAUGACCGUGUCAUCGUGGGUGUGGCAGUGUCGUGGGAGAACAGGGACGCCUACUACAUCUCCUUCUCCACUGUCAGUGACAUCAGCGACCCUGACGACACCCUAGCCCCACCCCCUUUAGACGCCAGUCUCUCAUUGGAGGAGAAGCUGAGCAGUAUCAAGUCAGUGCUAGAACAUGGUCACACUCACUCAGUGUCUCUCAUCGCCUAUGAUGUCAAGUCCCAGUACACGACCCUUGCUAGGGGGUGUGGCCUGUGUCUGGGGGGGCGUGUCCAGGACCCCCGUAUCGCCAGCUGGCUGCUGGACCCGGGGGCGAGGGAGCAGAACAUGCAGGGGCUGGUCACCAACUACCUGCCCCAGGAAGUCUUCAUGAUUGACAAUAUAGGAGGGGGACUGGGACUGGGGAGUGUGGGGCUGGCCCCCCUACCCCCGGGCAGCGGGCGGUACAGAGCCACGGUGGAGAGCGUCCUCACCAGGAGGCUCAUGGCCUUCUUCAUGGAGAGGCUGAGGGACGAGGGGCUGACAGAGGCCUUCUGUGACAUUGAGAUGCCAGUCGUCAUUACCAUGGCCAGGAUGGAGCUCAAUGGAUUUGGUUUCAGUGAGACUGAGUGUGACAGCCAGAAGACUGUCAUGGAGGCGAAGCUGACUGCCCUUGAGAGCCAGGCCUAUGAGUUGGCCAAGCACCCCUUCUCCCUCUCUGCAACAGAUGAUGUUGGGCAGGUUCUGUUUGUGGAGCUACAACUCCCCAUCAAUGGGGACCCCAACUCUGCCCCUGUGACACGGACAGUGGGUCACCGCGGUCAGCGAGGGCGUCAGAAGGCCUCGUACAGCACCUCCAAGGACAUCCUGGAGAAGCUGAAGCCGCUCCAUCCUCUGCCCGGGGUAAUCCUGGAGUGGAGACGGAUCUGCAACGCCCUCACCAAGCAAGUGUUCCCCCUACAGAAGGAGAAGGUCCCCUGUCUUCACCUGAACAUGUUCCGCAUCUUUGGGGAGUGUCAGUUGCACACUUCAACAGGGAGAGUGUCCAUGUCAGAACCAAAUCUGCAGAACGUCCCCAAAGAUUUUGAAAUUGCUAUGCCAGACCUGAUUGGUGAGAGCCCACCAGCCAACGCCGCCAACAUGCCAACACUCAGACCAAGGGGAGGUAGCUCUAAGCUGAGGCAGGUCCUGGGAGUGAAUCGUCAAGUUGCCAGGGUAACAGAUGCAGCACAGACAGUCAGUGUGGCUGUUAGCAUGAGACAUGCAUUUAUUCCAUUUAAAGGUGGUGUUCUGCUGGCUGCGGACUACUCCCAGCUGGAACUGAGGAUUAUUGCCCACUUGUCACAGGACAGGAAGCUCAUGGCUGUCCUCAACAAGGAUGGCGAUGUGUUCAAGCUGAUUGCUGGCCAGUGGAAGAACUGUUCACCAGACGACAUCACCAGCGUUGAGAGGGCUCAGGCUAAACAGGUGUGUUAUGGCAUGCUGUACGGCAUCGGCCCCAAGGCACUGGGGGAGCAGCUGGGAGUGGACGAGAAUGACGCCUCGGUCUUCAUGGAGACGUUCAAGGCCAAGUACCCGGGCCUGCGGACCUACCUGCGGUCCACCGUGGAGUCGUGUCGACAACAUGGCUACGUCCAGACCAUCUCAGGCAGGAAGAGGUACCUCCCGGCCAUCAAGGACGUCAACCCACAUGCCAGGGCACAGGCAGAACGUCAAGCUGUCAACACCACCGUCCAGGGCUCAGCUGCAGAUGUUGUCAAGGCUGCUAUGAUACAGGUGGAGAUGGAGCUAGCCAGGGUCCUGCCGCAGAGUGGACAGUCACACAGGGCGUGUCGCAGGUGGACAGAUACACCCAUGAAAGGAUGCAGGCUCUCGUCACAGGUCAGUGGCAUUCCCAGGGGAGCAUUCCUUGUGUUGCAACUGCAUGAUGAACUGAUAUACGAAGUCUCCCAAGGGGAGGUAACUCUAGCAGGCCAGGUGAUACAGAGAAACAUGGAGGCUGCCACCAAACUCUCGGUGAAGCUCCCUGUGAAGGUGAAGGCUGGAGCCAGCUGGGGAACUCUAGCAGAGAUACACUUGAAAUAACAUGGAGAUGAACUGUGUGACAGAAUUGUUCUGUCAGGAUAGGCUAAACUUAAGCUGCAGUAACAAGAUUAUUACGUUUUUCAGGAUUUUUUGUGUGCAUGAAAUAAGAUAAAUCAAACAAGAUUAGAACAGGGCUGACAGGCUUAAGAGUGAGAAUGAGAUAUAGUGCUAGUGGUUGACUGAGACAUACUGUCAUGGGUUGAGUGUAACUUGUGUCAUGGAGUGAGACGUAUAUAUAUAUAUAGUGUCAUAGUUGGGUGUGAUUUUUGUCAUGGAUCGAGACGUAGUGUCAUGGGUUGAGUGUGACUUGUGUCAUGGAGAGAGAUGUAGUGUCAUGGUUGCAUGUGACUUGUGUCAUGGAUCGAGACGUAGUGUCAUGGGUUGAGUGUGACUUGUGUCAUGGAGAGAGAUGUAGUGUCAUGGUUGCAUGUGACUUGUGUCAUGGAGUGAGACAUAGUGUCAUGGGUUGAGUGUGACUUGUGUCGUGGAGAGAGAUGUAGUGUCAUGGUUGCAUGUGACUUGUGUCAUGGAGUGAGACAUAGUGUCAUGGGUUGAGUGUGACUUGUGUCGUGGAGUGAGAUGUAGUGUCAUGGUUGCAUGUGACUUGUGUCAUGGAGUGAGACAUAGUGUCAUGGGUUGAGUGUGACUUGUGUCGUGGAGUGAGAUGUAGUGUCAUGGUUGCAUGUGACUUGUGUCAUGGAGUGAGACAUAGUGUCAUGGGUUGAGUGUGACUUGUGUCAUGGAGUGAGUGUGACUUGUGUCAUGGAAUGAGUGUGACUUGUGUCAUGGAGCGUGACUUAUGCCGUGGAGGGAGACGUAGUGUCAUGGAUUGAGUGUGACUUGUGUCAUAGGCUGAGUGUGACUUGUGUCAUGGAGUGAAACUAAAUGUAGUGGGGUGAGUGAGGCAUGGUGUCAUAGGUUGAUUGAAACAUGGUAUCACAUUGUCAGACAUACUUAGAACAGAACUAAACAUGCCACAUAGAGAAAGAUGACACCAGCCUUCACGGAACAUGUUCUUUGUAUUUUCAUGAUAAUAGUUGUCAAAGAAUGCCAUGUGAUUAUUCUACUGAUGCACACUGCUUCAGUUGUGAAUUACAGCAAAUACUGAGACCAGCCCCAACAGCUUGUGGAUGUAACCACAUUCCUGUAGAUAUCGUGAUAAAGCUUGUGUUCCAUAACCUGACACUGGGUUUAUCUUGAUAUAUCCUGUAGGCCUCAGUAAUUGGGUCUCCCUCGGGUCUCCAUUGAGGUCUUACACAGCUAUACCGUAUACGACGUAAUAAGCGCCCAGAGCGCUCUCAAAAUUAGAAAUAGGGGUCUCUUAUUAGAAUAUUAUUUUGGUGGAGAAAGCAGAGUUGAAAGAUAAAUUUCGUGGUUCAUGCUGAC